Molecule: messenger RNA, 8224 nt
Organism: Cydia pomonella (codling moth)
Lineage: Eukaryota; Metazoa; Arthropoda; Insecta; Lepidoptera; Tortricidae
Exons: 8
Coding region: 217-4161 (1314 amino acids)
Biological process (GO): protein phosphorylation; multicellular organism development; cell surface receptor protein tyrosine kinase signaling pathway
Cellular component (GO): signaling receptor complex
Molecular function (GO): ATP binding; transmembrane receptor protein tyrosine kinase activity
Source: RefSeq, a predicted model, not a curated record
CGCGUCAACCGCGUUCAAAUUUCGAACGUUCGAAAACAAAACACGACAGCGUUCCAAUUUCAAAUUUCAUAAAAGUGCAUGGAAUCAAAAACAGUGCAAUGUGCCAGUGUUUUCAAAAGCGUGAUAAUUAAAAGUUGCGAGUGAAAAUGUGACUGUGCAUACGAAAAUGGGCCUUGUUGACAUCGCGGUUACAUUCGAGUACUGUUUGUAGUUAAGAUGCGGGAGUUUUUAAGGAUUGUUUUGGUGUGUGCGUGCGCAUUGCUUUUGACGGUAUGUUGUGAGGACAGUGAGGAACUGGAUUCGAGGAGUGAGAAGGAUGAGAAAGGUCUUCCAACAGGCACCCGUCGUACAACGACACAGAGUAGCAUCAACGCGACUCGGGACCAGCAGCUGCACGCCGUACUGGCGGCGCGUCGGCGCCAGCUGCUCAACGGGCGGCUCGCCACGCACAUCAACAACUUAGCCAACAUAGCUAAUAAGCCACACAAGAGUAACACUACAUUCCUCCAGAUAGAAGUCCGAGACUCAAACAGCUCUAUAAUCAAGAGGAUAACGUUUGACAACUCAAGCAACGAAGCGGCUCCCAGCCUUCGGCUCACGACGACCGAUGGUAUACGGGAGAUCAAACAAGAUCUCAAACCCCAUGAGAUCAGACAUCUAUUCGUGCCCAAAGUCUACCAAGAAAAUCGAAGUCGAGCAGGUUUUCUAAACAACAGAAGAAAUAAAAUACAAGGACCUUCUACAGAAAAUGGAAUAAUAUACGUUCCACCAGAAAAACUUGAAGGACUGGAUAAAGAGGUAGACUUAGAGCCAGAUGAAGAGUUUCAAGUUGAUGAAUCUAAUCAUGGUUUAUAUUUGCUCAACUAUUCAGAUACUGAUAAUGUCACACAAGUUCCGGUUUUAAAUGAAACUGUUACUACAAAUGAAGUUAAUGUAAGCAGUCCUGUUAAAAUUGAAACUACAACAUCAACAAGUACCGUUACUAGUAACGUUUCAACAGAAGCGCCUAAUGUUCACGUUCAUAAAAAAGAUGAACAAAUUGAAGAUAUUAUUGCCAAUAGUACUGAUACGAAAAACACAAAGCCUUUAAAAGUGGAGAAUGAAAAAGAUAAGAGGAAUGAUACUCAGUUCAUGUCAGAAGAAAUUUAUAAUCAUUUUAGACCACUUGAAUCUGAAUUGCCAGUUGAGGACAUGACGCCUUUUAUUAAUUUUGGCCAAAAGAUAGCAGGACAAAUUAUUAACGAUAAUCUAACAGAUUCUCCAUCGUUGUCAGCAUCAACUAAGUCAGUGAAUUUCAUUGUUGGUGCCCCGGAACGGCGAAAAUUCAAUUCUAGAUAUUCUGCCACCGAAAAGUAUAAGAACACAAGUGUUGAUGAAGAAGAGUUGAAUGAAGAAAUGGAUGUCUCUGUUGUUAAGAAUACAAUUGAAAAGAAUAAGAUCAGAAACACUGUAAAAGGACCAGCUCCUCAGCGUCAUGUAGGAUUAGUUAAUGCUUACAGAAAACAUACUACGCCAUCCACAUCCAAGCCUCCAAAUAUUGCUCAACUUAAUGUUACUGAACCGAUAAUAAUAAAUGUGACACCUAGUUCUGCAGAUAAAAGCAGUAAUGCAACAAAUUCCACUGUCAAUAAAGAAAAUAUCAACACAAACUCCACUGCCAAAGAAAAUGUUCCGAGUAAAACAAAUGGAACUUUAGUGCCGAGGAAUUACACAAGAAGUUAUUAUAAUUUGCGGCGUCGGCCUGCUAGAGUCACAACUGCUUCAAGUACUGAAAAUAUACUACCCGUUGUAGUUGUAAACACAACAACAGAAAAAGCUUCAACGGUUUAUACAGCUGUGGUAACUUCUGUGUCAAUAACAUCUUCCAUGAAAGGCCAGAAUAAAACUGACAUCAAAGAUGCUGACAAUAAUACAGUCAUCGAGACAAUUGUGUCUAAGGAAAAUGAUACUAUACCUAAAGUCUUUCUCAUCAAUGUUACUGAGACAACGCCAAUACCGCCACCUUCUUCUAGGGUACCAUAUAAACAUAGAAUAAGAAUACGAACAACAACUACGGAGAGUAGUAUCCAGUCCAGCCCAGCAGUUUAUAUGCAUCGAGCAUAUGAAGACAACGAUGUUACAACAAAAGUUUCUGACCUCAAAAACGAAGCGACAACUUCCAGGAUAUCCGAACGACUGGCCAAUCUAUUUCGUCAAAAUGAAUAUGAAAACAAUAAUAACGGAAGUACAAUUAGACCGAAGAAUAUUCUAAGAAGACGACGGCCAACUACAACUACGACUUCUGCUCCAGUAUCUAGUAUACGACCUACAUUUUUGACUACCAUUUCGACUACGACUGAGCUACCAACAAGUCCCGUCACAGCGGCGGAGACUUUGACAGCUACUGAAACAACUAUAAAACCAUUGAUUGUCACUUCAAGGACAUCAUCGCAAUCUAGUUAUAAACCAACAGUUACACCAGACACAUCAACGGAAAAAGAAGAAAAUAUCACUUCAGUUGAUUCAGUGGAAGACGGAAAAGCUACUUCUGAUAACGAAGUAGUUAUAGAACCCGAAAAAACCUACACGGCAUCGUAUGUCCUAGCCGGAUUAGGUUUCCUACCUGUAGCGGGUAUAGUAGUAUUUGUUUUAAGAAAUAUUUUAAAUAAGAAGACCAAAGAGAUAGACACGGAGUACGAGGGUUACUUCGAUGAUGAUGAGGUGAAAAAGGAGUCUCCUAUAACGCCCGUGGCGCGGCCUCCACUGCCGACACCAACCAAGCCAGACAACAAGUGGGAGUUCCCGAGAAACAAGUUGAGGCUACAAACUUUAUUGGGUCAAGGGAACUUUGGACAGGUGUGGAAAGCCGAAGCAGAUGACCUGAACGGCCACGACGGGCUGACGCGACUGGUCGCCGUGAAGAGCAUCAAGGAGUCUGCCUCGCAAAAGGAGAAGCAGGAGCUGCUGCACGAGAUCUACAUCAUGCAGAAGAUAGGCACCCAUCCGAAUGUCGUCACGUUGCUCGCUUGCUGCACUGAACAUGAGCCCUACCUCCUCAUAAUGGAAUACGUAAUGUGCGGUAAGCUGCUUACGUACCUGCGCGAGCGGCGCUCCAGGCCCGACCGUUUCAGCGGAAGCGGGGCGUUGACUUCUCGGGAUCUCACGGUGUUUGCUUACUGCGUGGCUCGUGGGAUGGACUAUAUCGCUUCCAAAGGGAUCGUCCACCGCGACCUAGCUGCCCGCAACGUGCUGGUCGACCACAACAAGCUGUGUAAGAUCGCCGACUUCGGCAUGUCGCGAGCAGCAGGCGGUGCCUCACGUAAUCGAGGGGCGUUGCCUGUCAGAUGGAUGGCCCCUGAAGCAUUGCUUUACAAUGUGUACAGCCAUUCGACGGAUGUGUGGGCUUUUGGGAUUACUUUGUGGGAGAUCGUCACGCUUGGUUCCACACCAUACGCAGCGAUGUCCGGGCGCGAGGUGCUGGCCGCCGUGACGGAGGGCUACCGGCUCGAGCGGCCGCCGCACUGCAAGCCGCAGCUCUACCGCGCCAUGCACUCCUGCUGGCACGCCGACCCCUCGCAGCGGCCCACCUUCGCGGCCCUCAAGGCACAACUCGCCGAGCUCCUAGACAAUGAGCCGUCGGAAGGGAAUUAUGUGGACCUGGACUCGUUUUAUCAGGAGUCCUCGGUGUACAGCGAUCCGUCGGCGAUUAUACAUGACGAUGAGGGGCUGUCUGCGGAGUAUGAUCGGGAGAGACGAUGUUUUAGAGAACUUACCAAAGGCCCCACGAAAUACGACAACCACGGCUUCAACUUCCGCGAAAGAAAUGAAGAUCUUCUAAACAAAUUCGGGGGCACACCGAGAAUGGGUGGUUUCGGCAUCCGAGACGUCCCCUUCAACGACAGAAACUUCUCCGACGGCGAGUUCAACGAGCGCACCUUCACCGACAAAAGUUUCACCGACAAAAAUUUCACCGACAAAAAUUUCACCGACACUAACUUCACUGAAAGAAAGGAAAAACUCUCCACGUCGAGCUUCCACAAAGAACGGGAGGGCAGAGAGAGCAAUUUGGUCAGUAGGAAUAGUUUUAGUGGGUUCCCUAGGAUAGGCACGAGGGAUGGCCAUUUUCAAAUGAUGCCUGAUGGGAGGAAUAAAAGGGUUUCGGAGUUUGAAUGUGACAUCUGAAGAUAACAUAUAGUUGAAUGAGAACUUAGGAAUCUGCAGCUGGGGCCUGUUUCAUAAAAGCCUGUAACUUGUUAUAAAUACCUAAGGCUUGUACAAUAAUAUGUCUCGGGUAGUUGAAAAGUGCCAAUGGAUUACAAAUAUUCGGCCCGAUUCGAAGAAUGACAUACGAUAACGAUAAGUUCUGGUUUAGAUAAGUUCUCGUUUAGAUAUCGUAUGUAUGUCGCAUAAUUGACAAAAGCAACCCGAUUCUGACAACCAAUGUCACUUUGACGUUAGAAAUAUUGUAGAUAGAUCUUAUUGGGAUCACAGUGGAAUCGAAAUAAACGUAAAUUUAGACAUGUUAUUUAGUUAUCAAUCUUUUAAAGAUCUUUCCAAGAUCUUAAACGUGUCUUAAUCAUUCUUCGAAUCGGGCCGAUUGGCUUUUUUAACUUUAUAUAUAUUGGUUGCUUUAAAACUAUGAUAAGGAUUUCUUUUUUCUCUGACUGUAGUUGAGUCAAUGUAGAAUGUCUUAUUUCUGACUUUUACGUACUCAGAGUUUUUAGAAAUUGACUGAAUCUUUGUAUUUCUAGUAUCUUUAGGAAGGUUUAGUGACUUUGCCAAAAGUUUGCACUGAUUUCAUGUUUUUAACACAUUUUUAGCACAAGUGUGGACUCGUGAUAAUUUUAUAUUUAAGUUUCAAUUUCAAUUAAAUUGGUUGAAAUUAUGUAACUUGAAAUGUGUUGAUUUUGUAAAUAGACGUUAAUUUAUAGAAUUUUGUAUGCGUGUUUGUGUUAAUUGGUUUUAUUUUGUAAAUAAAUUGUAUAAAUAAGGAGGUAGAAUGACAAACAAAAGAACUGCAUCUUAUUUUGUAGAUUUAUGUAAGCACAGUGAUUAAAAUAUACUUUACCGUUAAAAUAAUAAAAGUAUAAAAAAUAAAAGUGUUAUGUAAAAAAAUAAUGUUGCACUUAUGUUAAAGUUGGAUCACAACGGUGCUAAAUAUAUUAGGAUUUCUUUUAAAGUAGAUUUCAUUACAAAACGAGUAUGAAAUAUUCCAGUAACUGAAGAAAGACAUUUACUUAUGUCGGCAACAUAUAUCAAUUAGUCAAACAUGUACACUAAUUUCAGUACCAUUUCGUACCUCUUCACAGUGACAAUCAAUAUGAAAGUCACUAGGUACCUCAUACUAUUGUAAAUGAGGCAAUGUACGAAUGGUACUGAAAUUAAACUCCUUGACCGUACCUGAUAAAACUAAAUGUACAGUGAAGGUAUUUGUCUUCUGUGCCACUUCGUACCUGUCAUAUUGACAAGGCAAUCAGUGGCACAAAAAUAACAUUUCUUGACAGUACAAACAACCCAGGUAUAGUCCAGUACUACAACUAUGGGUCAUAUCACCAGUUCAUUGCGUACCUUAAUUAACCUCGAACCUAUAGUGCUGGGAACAAGAGUUGAUUUUGUUUUGUUUGAAAAUAGAACGAAACAAAGCAAAUGCAAUUCUAUUCCAAUUCAAUAUGGCUUAAAUUUUAUCGAACUGGAAAAGUCUAUAAGUAGGCCCUUGGGCCUUAGGAGGUUAAUGAUAAAAACCAAUCUUCUUCCUGCCAUAAAGCAUGACUCACGCUAGACGGAACCGUGCCCGUGCCGAGGCGUCCGACGCGUCAUAUUCUAUGACGGCUGAUCGCUGAUCACGUGGUGCUUUUCAUAGAAAACGAAGCGCCGGAAACUCCAGCCCGGCCCCGGCCCGGUCUAGUGUGAGUCCUUUAUCAGAGUGUUUUCUUUUUUUAUGAAAAUAUUUUGCCUUAGAACUGCAACAUUCAAAUAAUAAUCACACCUUGAUGAAGAUAUACGAGUUAUUUUGACCAUAGUUGAACCUUUAGGACUAUCCUCCUGACGACCGGCGUCCUACACGUAGUACAUAGGCGCCAAUUAACUUUUGACUGUUUGUCAACGUAACAGAGUUAAAUUUAAGCCGGCAAAUUUUGAAACCCGUCUGUCAGGAGGCUAUGCUUAGGUUUUACGGUACCUACAACAAAAUGAAGGGUUGUAAAAAUUCUUAAGUAUGUUAUUAUUUCGUUAAAGAUUUCUUUUCUUUUUUCGAUAAGUGACAUAGUUGCUAUUACAGAUUGUCGCCAUAUAUUUUGAUGUUUUAAUAUGACAAAUACUUAAUACAAAGCUGGAUUUUCAGUUAGUUUUACUGUUCCAAGACUACUAAGAAACCUUAUUUAGUUAAUUACUGAUAUAAAAGGCAUUUUAUUUAAAGAUUUACAAUCCACUUUUUUAUUCAAAAUUGAGUAUUUUUAUGUUACUCCUGCUCUGAAUCGUGAGCUCUUUUUUUAUCCAAUGGAAGAAAAAAACUGUCCCAAGAUUUUAACUUCCAUUUCGUUACCAUUUUUCAUAGACUUUGUAUAACGGUAACAGAACGGACGAAACGAAAAAUUUUGGUAUGUAGUUUUAAGGACACUAUCUCCUAUUAGAAUAAAAAGCUUGUGAUUCUGAGCAGGCUUGACAUAAAAAAUCACUAAUUGAAAAAAAGUGUAGUCUACACUGUAUAACUUUAAAUAAAGCAGUCCAUAUAUAUUUUAAUGAUGUUGCCUGUAAUGUAAAAUUGUAUAAAAUGUUAUUCGACGUUCUCUUUCGAAUAUCCAACGAGUACUUACUGGAAUUAACACGAUUUUACGUGCGUGGGCGGAUUCUGAACUAUUUUUUACUAUGAUGCUUUUGAAACUUUGACAUUACCUUUGUAAAAAAAUAUUAAAAUUGGUUAAAAGAUUAUCGUUGGGAUUAAUGUUAUAUCCUAUAAUAGAUUCGAAAACGAUUUUCUGGUUCUUUUUUACAUUUGAGAUAUUGAAAAAGAAUUGAUUAAAUUAAUUUUAAGUUCCUGUUAAAAUAUUGAUAUUAUGUAAAGAAGUAUUUCCAACUAAAUAAGGACCUUACUUAAAAGGAUUAAUUAAUUAUUUGCUCACUUCAAAGAUCAAACCCUUCAAAAUUCCAAGAGUAGAACGUAUCUCGUUCGAACUUUCAUCAUGUUACAGAUGUUAGUGAUAUGAUCUGUCAGCUGUCAAUAGUGAUAUUUCAUCAAAAAUCCAUAUUAAAUUCAUACCUAGUUGUUACAAUCAGACCCGUUGAUGUCGUUUAUACCUAUGUGAAAUAAUUUAGACUUAAACGCGUUUGUAUGCCCAAUACUCACAUGGUCUAGUGUUAAUUCCUGCAUUUCUUACCUACAUAUAUUCAUCAGUUCAGCAAAAAAUCAAUGACUGUAUUUUAUGUGUAUAGUCUGAUAAGGUUUUAUUUAGCUUUUUUUUUAUACUACGUCGGUGGCAAACAAGCAUACGGCCCGCCUGAUGGUAAGCAGUCUCCGUAGCCUAUGUACGGCUGCAACUCCAGAGGAGUUACAUGCGCGUUGCCGACCCUAAACCCGCCCCCCCCCCCCCUCGUUGAGCUUUCGUUGAUUUGCGGAUUUUCAGUGGUGCUAACUUUACUAACUUACAAAUGAGAUUCUUUUGCACUGUCAUCGAUUGCAAGAGGAAAAGUCGCAAUUAUAAUAGAUUUUACCGCAAAAAUACCAAAAAAGAUUGUUGAAUAUUGAAAGAUCAAAUAUUUAUAUCUAUGAAAAGAUGAAGAGUCGUUGACAUAACCCCUACUGAACAUUUAUUUUUUCAACAAGGAGGAGUUUUGGCCGAAGGGUGUCAAAUUUCGGCGGUACCGAGGUCGGCUCCCUGAUACAGCGGGGUUGCGUAAUGCAUCGCAACCGUAAUGUGAUUUGUUUAGAUUUAAAAUAUAUUUUUAUAAUAUGUAUGGUACUUUUAAGGUAUUUAUCUACAGGCCAGAAAUAAAGAUUUUCAGUAAUUUCAUUCAUUCACAUAUAAGUUGCUUGUAGCGUCACGUAGCGACACUAUGUCAGGGCCAAAUAAAAUCUUGUCAGUCUUUAAACAUCUUAUACAUUGGUUCUCGUGAAUAUUCGUUGUGAAUCUCAGUUCAGUAACUUUCUAGUCUCUAUAAGAUACGAUAUUGGUUUGUCCGUAAGAUCGGUUUAAUUGUUUAUGUAUGAAAGAUGUAUUUUAUUUUAAUUAUACGGAUGUAUUGAAAAUUA